CCUGUUAUCUUAUAGGAUAUAUGUUAAAGGCGUGUUAAUUGAAUGAUUGAUCACGUGGACUUGGCCUUAUGCAUCAUUUGAUAUAAUAUUUUUGAUGCUGUUCAAAGUAAAUAUUUUAUAAUGCAAAUUUUACAGUAUAAAUGUACUGUACUUUACAGUCUACUUUAUAAAAUAUUAAUUAUAUCUGUUCGGUCUGCUGCUCGUGUUAACUAUGCUUUGAGAAAUAAUGAAAUAAUUAAAAUAGUUUUAUUUAUUUUUUACGAUUAAAUGCAGCUUAUAAUUAUGUAUUAUACAUUCAAAUAUAAUAAAUGUAAUAGAAUAAUAUAAACUAGGUACUAUAUCAGGUUUAAUAGCGGUUAUUUUAUAGGAAAAGCAAGUACAGUUGCUUGUUUGCCUGUAGAGAGGCCUAUUCCUGCUUCAGCUUAAAAGAUAUUUAUAAUAAAAAAUAAUUAUAUAUACGAAUAGAAAAUUCAAAAGGCCCUGGAAAUAAUUAUUGCUGAGAGUCUCAAGACGUGUUAAUCCAUCUUGCUAACAAAUUUGAUUUGUUUACCAUUUAGUAUAAUAGAAAACAGCAUAAAUAUACUUUGUAUAUUAAAGAUUUGUUAAGUGUGUUUCCCAAUUUUAGCAGAAUUUAGUCCGUAUCUCAGAGAAAAUCCAUUAAAUUCAAGUAUUGCGCCUGUCAUAUAAAAGAAGGAAAGUUGCCAAACUUAGCGUCAACAGAGUGAUUGAGCACCCGAUCGUAAUCUUGAUGGAUAUAAUUUGACAAAGGUUAACACAUGACUUCCAUAUCAGAUUUUCCGUAUGGAUGAUUCCAUAACUCGAAUAUGAUAUAUCAACUAAAACUUUAUAAUUUUAAUUCGAUAGCAUCAAAUUAAUUUUCUUUUUUCCAUCAGAAUUUAGAUUAUGUUAAAAGAAGGUAUUAGACGUUAUCUAUGAUAAAAUUUCGAACUUUUAAGCGAAAUUUUUUUGUGAAAAUACAGAAUUUUGUCAGAAUAUCGAUAUUGAAACUCAGUUUUGAAACAAGUUAGGUAAUAAAUUUAGUACAGGUGAAUUACCCAUGACUACAUAAGUUUGUCACAAGUUAAAAAUAGCGCAAAAAAUGAUUUGAGAAAAUUCCCCAAGUGUAUUGUAUCUCUAACUAGAAUCCCCUCGGUUUAGCAAGGAACAGGCGGAGUCACAAUUUCCGUUAUUGGGGUGCAAAACCGAUAAACAGUCUAGAGGCACCGACACUUGAACCUCAUUCCGCUCUGGUCCUCUGCCAAUGUUAUGUUUAUAAGUAACUGUUAAACGGCGAAAGAUUAUAUGAGAGCUUGGCUUGCACUUUUCCUGACAAAUAACUCAUUAAGUCGCUGCGUUACGAUCUAGAGAAGAUGUCAUCCAUAAGGGAACUUCGGUACGCUUUGCAACAGAAAAUCGAAGAAAUUCGACAGAGAGACACACUGAUAGACAAACUGGAAAUGGAAUUAGAAGCCAAAAACGAACUAAUUCAACAGUUGCAAAAUGAUCUCGAACUUUAUAAAACGGUUAUGAAACCACUAACCAAGCAAAUGGCAAUGAAUAUGCAUUUGUGGGUGGAUUCAUCGAUUAGAAAUGGUAAAGUCAAAUUGGAAGGACGAACCAAACGUUUAGCUAUAUCUGCAGAACCCAUUCAUGCCGAUUUACUAGAAAAAAAUCUUAGAAAAGUAUCUAAGAGUAAACGAUCUAAAGAAUUAAUUAAAAAGGCAAUUUUAGAAAAUGAUUUUAUGAAAAAUUUAGAAAUUGUACAGAUAAGAGAAAUCACAGAUUGUAUGUAUCCAGUAAUUUAUCCAAAAGACAGUCUCAUUAUCAAAGAAGGAGAUGUUGGUAGCAUUGUUUUUGUUCUAGAAGGUAAGUUAAAUAUUGUAAUUGUCAAUAUUUGAAAUAUUUUAUAUUUACCAGUAUAGAAUGAUUGACAUAGAGAGCAAUAAUGAUAUACAAACUUAUUAAUUUUUAUUAAUAUCUUUGUCUCUGUCAAAUUGCAGUUCAGUCUGAUUAGUUAGCUAGAUAAUGUACCCAGAACGAAUAACUUAUGUGCACAGAAGCAAAUGUUUUCAAACUACAUCAGAUUUCUUCAAGCAUUAUAAUUAUUUGCAUUAGUUUUUUGCUUCUGUGCACAUCGGUUAUCAGUUCUGUUUACAUUGUUAACUAUAUAUCUUGAUGCGAUGUAGUGUUUUUACUAGUUAGCUAGAUAAUAUACAUCUGAACACAAGUAUUUUUUUUUUGGUUUUUAAGUGAUAAUCAUUGUAAAAAAUGAUUUUGAUCAAAACCUGUUCCUUUAGAACUGUAUACAAGCAUGAUUGAUUCUCUCUAAACAUUUAUUUAAUAUAGAUUUCAUUUUAUGAAAUCAUGAUUAUUAUUAUAUAGUACAUGCCAUGUUUAGUGUUGAAAAUUAAUGCAUGAAAGCUUGUAUAGGUAUUUUUUAUUUUAUUAAUGAUCUUAUUUGAUAAUCUGUUUUCAAAUGCAGAUCAUAUAAUAUUUGAUUUUUUAUUACUUGAUGCAAAAUGUAAUUUUUGGUGAUCUGUCCCACUUUGUUUUCAUUCACUCAGACAAUU
Centruroides sculpturatus (bark scorpion) is the source of this 2570-nucleotide messenger RNA. Its product is annotated as cGMP-dependent protein kinase 1-like. The record is from RefSeq and is a predicted model, not a curated record. The transcript has 3 exons. NCBI's taxonomy places the organism in Eukaryota, Metazoa, Arthropoda, Arachnida, Scorpiones, Buthidae. The coding region runs from base 1371 to 1898 and encodes 175 amino acids.